Messenger RNA from Colletotrichum graminicola M1.001, 861 nucleotides. RefSeq names its product diphthine synthase. Gene Ontology annotation, molecular function: diphthine synthase activity. NCBI's taxonomy places the organism in Eukaryota, Fungi, Ascomycota, Sordariomycetes, Glomerellales, Glomerellaceae. The record is from RefSeq and is a predicted model, not a curated record. The transcript has 2 exons. Bases 1 to 861 code for a protein of 286 amino acids. Gene Ontology annotation, biological process: protein histidyl modification to diphthamide.
AUGCUGUACCUUGUUGGGCUUGGGUUGUCCGAUGAGACCGACAUCACUGUCAAGGGUCUCGAGGUCGUCAAGAAGGCCGCCAGGGUUUAUCUCGAAGCCUACACUAGCAUCCUCCUCGUGGACAAGACUGUUUUGGAAAGCUACUAUGGCCGCGAAAUCGUAGUCGCCGACCGCGAAAUGGUCGAGUCCAACAGCGACGAGAUCCUCCGCGACGCCCAGACCGAAGACGUCGCCUUUUGCGUCGUCGGCGACCCUUUCGGCGCGACGACACACACCGAUCUUGUCCUGCGCGCGCGCGAACUGGGAAUUCCGAUCCGUACCGUCCCCAAUGCCUCCAUCAUGUCCGGCAUCGGCGCCACGGGCCUGCAGCUGUACAACUUUGGCCAGACUGUGUCAAUGGUCUUCUUCACCGAUACAUGGAAACCAGCGUCCUUCUACGACCGCAUCAAGGAGAACCGCGAUAUCGGCCUGCACACGCUGGUGCUGCUUGACAUCAAGGUCAAGGAGCAAAGUCUGGAGGACAUGGCUCGGGGGAGAAGGGUGUAUCAGCCCCCGCGGUACAUGACCGUCGGACAGUGCGCCGCACAGAUGCUCGAGAUCGAAGAAGAUAAGAAGGAGCGUGCUUAUACCGCUGAUAGCUUGGCCAUUGGAGCAGCUCGUGUGGGUGGCAAAACUGAGAAGUUCGUCGCUGGUACGUUGCAAGAGCUGUGCGAUACAGACGAGAUCCUGGGAGGCCCCCUGCACAGCAUGGUUUUGCUCGGAAGAAGGGCGCAUGAACUCGAACGCGAUUACAUCCGUGAGUUUGCGGUGAAUAAGGAAACAUUCGACAAGAGCUGGAACGCAGAGUAUGGGAAGCAAUAG